Cyanidioschyzon merolae strain 10D is the source of this 675-nucleotide messenger RNA. RefSeq lists its product as hypothetical. The record is from RefSeq and is a predicted model, not a curated record. The transcript has a single exon. Lineage: Eukaryota; Rhodophyta; Bangiophyceae; Cyanidiales; Cyanidiaceae. The coding region runs from base 1 to 675 and encodes 224 amino acids.
AUGUUCAUCCAAGGCGCUGGUUUCAGUGGUACACGUUGGAAACCAAGUCUAAACAGAAAUGGACAAGCGGUAUCUCUAACAACUGCUCAUACCCACGGUGUUUUCUGUCCAAGGUCACGCGUACAGAGCGCACCGGCAAGCGCCGCUGGGGUGCAUCGCUCGACCGCACUGCCGCAUCGAGGCGUUAUUGGCCUCCAAGCCAAGAAAGGUAAACCUAAUGCUCCACUGGCACCGCCUAGCGAACUAGAGGUUCCUGAAGACGGUACACCGGUGUUUGCAAUUCUCGCGCGUAGUCCCGUCUCGGGGCUGUGGUACCCACUGGGCACCAUGAGAGGCGACGGGCGCGCGAAGAUGCUGGUUAACGCUAUGCGCACGAGCUGGGGACGCAAAUUCUAUGGCGACACUUUGAACAAGGGAGUGGCACGCUCUGUUUUCAGUGAGCAGGGGCGUCGCAUGAUCCACGCCGCCCUGCGCAAGUACUCCGCGUUGCGAAAGUAUACCGCUGAUGACCUGGAGUACGGCUACCGCGUUAUUGCGAAAGAUUUUGACUAUCCGACGCAGAUGAUUCGACCCGAACAAGCUAUGAGCCUUAUCCAAUGGUUAAAAAUGAAACUGGGUCGCGGUAAACCGCCCUCUAUUGCAAUGAAGGAUGAGUCCACGGAGUGGCGCAAGUGA